UACCAUAAUUGUCCAUCUCUAAUACCAUCAACCUCGCGGUCCGAGUUUUGUUUAUUUGUUAUUUGUAUGAUAACAUGAAUAUUUUAACUAAAGUAAACUAUACUUGCAGGGUAAGCUCAGUUUUGAACAAGGAAGUGAAGCAAUAUGGAAAACAGUUUAUGUUUGAUAUGAAAGAAGAUACAUCUUGGAGUUCCGAUGAGGGAACCCCCCAAUGGAUUACCCUGAGUUUGGAUGAGCCGCAAAAAAUUUCUGGCUUCUGUUUUCAAUUUCAAGGAGGAUUUGCUGGUCAGAAAUCGGAAAUAAUCAUGUACUCCUCCGAUGGAGCCCAGUUUCAUCAAGAACCCUUUUAUCCUGAAGAUAUAAACUCUCCUCAGAUCUUUCAAGUUAAAGAUACAGUCCGGGAAAAAGCUUGUUCAAAGAUUAAGUUUGUCUUCGAGUCCAGUACAGAUCUGUUUGGUAGAAUCAUUGUUUACAAUCUCCAGCUGUUAAGCUAGCCUUGCCUAAAUACCAAAAUAUGUAUAUGUGUACAAACUCUCUUCUUAUCAACUUGUAUAAAAAUGAACAAUUAUCUAUACAUCAAA
Molecule: messenger RNA, 581 nt
Organism: Drosophila elegans
Lineage: Eukaryota; Metazoa; Arthropoda; Insecta; Diptera; Drosophilidae
Product: nuclear receptor 2C2-associated protein
Exons: 3
Coding region: 75-494 (139 amino acids)
Source: RefSeq, a predicted model, not a curated record